Messenger RNA from Cladophialophora immunda, 4149 nucleotides. RefSeq lists its product as uncharacterized. The coding region runs from base 472 to 3888 and encodes 1138 amino acids. Lineage: Eukaryota; Fungi; Ascomycota; Eurotiomycetes; Chaetothyriales; Herpotrichiellaceae. The record is from RefSeq and is a predicted model, not a curated record. The transcript is spliced from 3 exons.
CAGAUAUUGGCUCAAUCACGUGGGCAUCCCUGGCCCUGGUAGAGCGCAUGCAGCCAGCUGACAUAACUGGCAUGUUGUUCCCGCUUUGGCUCUUCAUAUAUCCAGUCAACUUAUCAACUGAGCGGAUGCCCCAUUCAGCACCAGCCCCAGCCCCAGUUAGCAGAAUCUGCAAGAUCCAGAGACACACCAGAAGCCUCCCCAUGCGACCCUUUGCCGUUUUGCGCAGCUUAGAAGCUUCGACCGACUAGCCAGGGUCAUUGAAUGCCUGCUCCUCCGCUGCCGAACUCUUUUUUUCCCAUCGUCUUGAUCGCGGUCGCCACUGGAUGCACGUUGAAUCAGAAUCUCCCAGAGAUCCCCAUUCAUCUGGUCUCUUCAGCAAUCGUCAGACAGAGGUUGCCCCUCCUUUCCAGCUCCAGGACGAAUAAAACCCCUCCGGCCAAUCCGGUCCCAGGUGGCCAUUAUUAAUCAUUCAUGAUGAAUCUACUCACGCGCAAGACUUCGAGCAAGUCGCUCGCGGAGAAGGAGAACAGAGGGAGAGGUCCCACGGGCCAGGGUGCUGGUACAGCGGAGCGGGUUGCGGAAGACACCAAACCGUCACUGUUUCGCCGGCUGAGCAGGAAGACCAGCCGAUCGAGAGAGAGGGAGCCGCACGCUCAGAAUGAGACGUCGAUUCCACAGCCGACCGAGGCGCGCCAUGAGCGCAAGGCAGUGACUGACGAUGUGGGCGACAAGAUCAUGUCCUCAAAGGUCGCCGAAGUCCUGCCAGAGCUCGGUCACGCCGACACCAAAGGAAAGCAUUCCAUGAAAAUGAACCCGUCGACGCAUGCAGAGAAGACCGAGACGCCCCAUCCCAUGGACCCAGCCACGGAGAAGAAGAUUGCCUCGUUACCCAGGAGGAAUUCCGAGAGGCUGCAAACAGAUGCCGAAGCAGAGGAGCAUCCCAAAAGCAACCACCGCCCUGCAGGCUUGACUAAAGAAGACGUCGAGCAUCUCUUUUCCGGUGCGCCUCAGUUUGUCCUCGAGAAGGGCCGGAGGGGCCGCUUUUUCCCCCAAUCGUUUUUCCCCUGGAACAAUGACCUAGAGAUCUCUGAUCUCCAGGAUCGGAGAUAUAUCAAGCAUGAAAGCUUCGCCCUCGCAACGUUACAUGCCCACUUGCCCAUCCCUGAUGAAGUCAACUGGAAACCAGGCAUGGCGGCCCCGGUGAAGAAGCAGGGUCUCGAGCUGGGAAAGCGGCCAAUGUUUGAGCUCGGAAUCUUUGAACGACCGAACAUGCUGGGCAUCGAAGGUCGGGAGCCCGGCACCGUAGGUAUGCGGUAUUUCCUCGAAAGACCUGUUGCGGACGGCAUGACAGACGAAAAGAUCAAGGAGCACGGCAAGGACGUCGAGAUUGAUCUAGCCAUCGCAAACGCACCCGCGAUGGAGGCCUUCAAGAUGCUCGCCCUGAGCAAAGAUAAUGAGGAACUGAAUGCGAAAAUCGGCAAGCAUGCCCCCGCCCAGGAGCGAACUAGAUUGAUCAAAGAAGGUUCUCACGCGUGGAAAUCAGUAGGUGUUCGCGAUAUCAGCAUGGAAGUCCUGGCGGAGAGGAUGGAUCAAAUUGGCGACUUGCGCGAUCAGGUCCUUAAUGCGGGCUGGCGAGUCACGGUCCUCAAUCACAUCGACGCUGCGGAUCUCUAUGCUCAUCUCUUCAAUGAGCUGCUCUAUCCCCCCCACCGGGUGCCGUCGGAGGCAAAACACGGCAAGACAUCUCUGAAGAUCCAAAUUGAAGCAUUGGUCAAGGUUCUCACCACGCCUGGCGCGUGGCUCGAUCUGAGCGUCCCCGAGUCGCGAUUGCGGUUCGGCAAAAUCCUACACAGCCGGACGACGCGGCGCGACCACGACACCGGCCUGCUGGUCAUUGACCCGGAGCGCAAGUGGCUGCUCAUUCAGCUCCUCCUGGCGGUGGAAUUGGUCAUUCGCCUCGACGCCGCUCUCAGAUUGGGCGUGGCACUCCAUGCGGACCACUUUGAGAUCAGCAGCGAGGAAAUUCACCAUUUCAAUAAACUUCGCAACCUCAAGGUCGAUUGGGAUCUUGUGGCGGCCAGACGAUUUCUGUUUCUCUCCUACGUCAAGAGAAUCGAAAGGAGGGACUCAACUCCAGUAUCGCCAGUCCAUACACUGGAGCGACCUCUGACUCUCAGGCAAAGAUCUUCGAUCGAGCAUCAACUAUCUCGCGAGCAGCGGCCGGCGCAUCUCAGGCAGAAGUCUUCGGCCGAUCACCACCAUGGACUGUUCGGCGAACUCAGACACAAGAUGGGGUUGGACAGAUCGGAAUCUGAAUCACAUGUUGUGCUCGAUCCCUGCGACGUGGCCAUCAUGGCUCGACAGCCGGCGGUAAUGGUCGACGGCCUCUUCCGCUUCGCCACGAACAUCGGGUGGCCACGAAGCGAGCAGCUUCACGACUCCCUGAAGCACAAGCUGUGCACGGCUUCUGUGGAAGAGAGGGAGAAGUUGCUCAUGGAUGCAAUCGUGUGUCCUGACGACAACACGGCUACGACCAACGCUGUCAACUUGACUCCGUCGCUUCAAAGUUUCAACGUCGAUCUACACGCCGCUACCCCCACCACCGUUGGCGGCUGGCUCUCACACUGCUGGCUCUCGGGCCUGAUCCUCCCGGGCACCUCGAUCUGCGAUAUCCUGAUGUCCACGCUCCUCGAGAACGACCCCAACCCGCAGACGCUACGGGAUCUCGGCUCCGCCAGCCUGUCCCUGCGAGGAUCGGGAUUCAUCCUCGACGGCUCCUCGUGGUGGUCCAAGUCCUGCAUCGUGGGACGAGUCAUGGCGCCCAUGCGCGGAGCAAAGGAGUCUAUGGGCUGGAUCCACACGCCCAACUUCGUGCCCGUGCAUGAAAACACCCGGGAGCCGCUCAGCAACCGCUGGCUGAAGAUCAAAUCGUUCCCUGUCCCCACGGAUCGCGACCGGCCUAGGAUAUUCGACGGCGACCGACUGGCCGAGGAUUCGACUCCGCUGGGCAAGGGCAAAGGAGGGAUCAUGGGAACCGAGUUCAGCAUGGUGACGGACCACGUAUUGGACGAUGCAAGCACGCCCGAAGUCACCAUCAAGGAUAUCAAGGUCCACCUAUCCAGUUCGGACGUCACACUGGCGUCGGCAGAGCACCCGUUGUCGGCAUGGGCUCAGUUCGAUCUCAUACUCGCACCGCCUACAAGACCACCAUCUCCAUCCCAUCCAUCGUCAGCCGACGUGCCGGCCAUCGAGACGACACCGCUCCAGAUCCGCUACGGCCUCGAUCGCGCCGUAUAUUUCGUCACCUCGCACCCGUGCCGCCUGCCCCACGGCCACGCCACGUUCAAGGCCGGCUCGCUGGACGCCUAUUACGAACAACAACACCCGAAGCACGUAAAGGGCGUGGCGGAACACAUCCCUGCCCAUCCACUGCACAAGACGUAUCGCUACGUGACCAAGACACUGGCGGAACUGGUACAGAAUCCGGAGGUGGACCCCCCGAACCCGACGAGGAUGGGCGAGGAAGGAGUCUGGAUCAUCGACGCACGAAGCCACGGCUGUUCGCCACACAGCUCCCAGACGUGGCUAGCAGGCGAGACACCCACGCCGUCUGCGACAGAGGCCGAAGAAGCAGCCGCUCCCGGCGGCGCCGGCGCCGGCGGCCCCGUCACCUCUCCCAAAGUCCACCUCGACUACCUCCAGCACUACCUGCACGGAAGCACCGACCCGCAACUGUGGAAGAAGGACAUCCUCGUGCGGGCGUGGUGCGCCGAAAAGGGCCGCAACGCCAUCGUCGCCCGAGCCGGGCGCACGUGCCUGUCCUGCGCGAUCCGCGAGGCCAAGGCGCUCGAGAUCUCGGUCAUCAUCAGGGUCGGGAUCAAGGAGUGAGCCUUACCUUUUGCCGUCUCUUUCUCCUAGCUGUGCGUGGGUGACGGGGUGCCACGGCCCCCGGACGGAGUGGGUGUGUGGGUGUGGAGGACUCUGUUGUUGAUCGAGGACCUUAGGCGUUCAAGGAAAAAGACGCGGCGGGCCUCUUCGCGCGAACCAAAGGAGAAGGUGGACAAGACAAGCCAAAAGCCGGGUCGAGGCUCAGGUCGAGGCAAAAUGGGAGGAGAAACAGAAAAGAGAAUCUAGGGGGGGGGGGUGGUU